AUGUUCAAAGGCAAGUUAUUGUCACUCUCAACACUAUUUAUUGCACUUAUCAGCAGUGUGCAAUCAGCGAUUCAUUAUAAUCAAGGAGGAAGUGAUUGGACAGGAACAUGCGCCACAGGCAAAAGUCAAUCACCAGUAGACAUCCCAGUUGAUAAUAUUUCUGGGUCCUCAAUUAAUUCAAAAUACUUUAGAUCCAACAAGCUUCUUGAUAUCAUGGUCUCCUAAAAAUCAAUGAGUAACAUAACUCUUCAAGACAACAUAUAUACUUACUAAUAUUCUUUUUCUGAUGGUUACUUGGCAUUCUGGGAUGAGAAUGAUUCUCUUUAAACAUUUCAAUUGCUGCAGUUUCAUGUGCAUGCUCCCUCUGAGCAUACCUUUAAUGGACAAUACUAUGAUGUUGAAGUACACUUUGUUCACAAGCAUACUACCGAGAAUCGACUGGUUGCUUUCUCCGUAUUAUUUGAUACUAAAGCCGGAGGUGAUAAGGAGAACGAAUUCAUUAAGUCCAUGAGUGUCGGAGCCUAAAAUUAGUCAGUUAUUUCAACAUUACCAGCCAUGAAUUUAUUCAAAAAGUUAGACAUGAAUUAACUAUAUCACUAUGAGGGGUCUCUUACUACUCCACCUUGCAAUGAAAUUGUAUCCUGGAUUAUCGUCCACGAUCCUCAGCAGAUCUCGUCUGCGUAGGUCAAGGCUUUUAAUGAUAAAUGGAAAAAUAAUUAGACUUUUGCAGCAGGAAAGGGGAAUAACCGUGGAAUAUAAAAUUUAAAUCAAAGACUAAUUUAUAAAAAAGAUGAUCCGAGAGCAAGCAAUGGAGUAAAUUUAAUAGCAUCGAUAUUACCAUUAUUUGUAUUGCUCUUUGGAUUCUUUUGA
This is a messenger RNA of Stylonychia lemnae, 870 nucleotides long. The record is from the annotation of a GenBank genome assembly. NCBI's taxonomy places the organism in Eukaryota, Ciliophora, Spirotrichea, Sporadotrichida, Oxytrichidae.